AUGGAGCAGGUGACAGAAAGUGGAAGAAAAGUUGAAGAUAAACGGACUCUAAUCAAUGCGCGCACUAGCUCAGCUUCUCCUGAAGACAGUUCACUCGUUGCUGCUACACAGAAUGGCUCCUCAAGCUUUAUGUACAGUCUUGCGUUCUUUUCCGCGCUCGGCGGCUUCCUCUUCGGCUAUGACACCGGUGUCGUGUCCGGUGCCAUGCUUCUCAUCAAGAAAGAGAUGAACCUAAGCUCUCUAUGGCAGGAGUUGCUGGUCUCCAUCACUGUGGGAGCUGCGGCGCUGUCUGCAUUAGCAGGCGGGUAUCUGAACGGACUGUUCGGCCGCCGUGUCUGCAUCCUGCUGGCCAGUUUCAUUUUCACUGUAGGGGGCAUCGUUCUGAGCGUGGCGCCCAGUAAAGAGGUCCUUCUGAUCGGCAGGCUUAUCGUGGGUCUUGGCAUAGGUAUAGCAUCCAUGACUGUUCCAGUAUAUAUUGCUGAAGUUUCUCCUCCCAAGCUCCGUGGUCAACUGGUGACUAUAAACACUCUCUUCAUCACUGGUGGCCAGUCAAUAGCCAGCCUGGUGGAUGGGGCCUUCAGUUAUAUGAACCACAAUGGCUGGAGGUAUAUGCUGGGUCUCUCAGUCGUUCCUGCUGUGGUGCAGUUCUUGGGCUUUUGUUUCCUGCCUGAGAGUCCUCGCUGGCUUCUCCAGAAAGGUCAUGCCCAACAGGCCCGCCAGGUGCUCACGAGAAUCAGGGCAACAGAGAAUGUGGAUGAGGAGUACGACAGCAUCAAAACCAUCAUUGACGAAGAGGAAAAAGAGGCAGGAGAGGGUACUGUUCUGUGGCGAAUCUUGACCUGUGCUUCUGCCCGAAGAGCUCUGAUUGUGGGUUGUGGCCUUCAGAUGUUUCAGCAGCUCUCUGGAAUUAACACAGUAAUGUAUUAUAGUGCCACCAUUUUACAGAUGGCAGGAGUCCGUGAUGAUAAGACGGCCAUCUGGCUUUCUGCAGCUACAGCGUUCACCAAUUUCCUGUUCACGCUGGUGGGAGUGUGGCUGGUAGAACGAGUGGGACGCAGAAAGCUGACUCUGGGCAGCAUCACUGGCACUGGUUUCAGUCUGGCAGUUCUGGCUGUGGGAUUCCUACUUACCGCUCAGGCCUCUCCUCCAGUGACCACUCAGCCUACUGACCCCACAUCCCUUAACUCAACUUGCACAUUAUAUGGGUUUUGUGAGCAGUGUAUGCUGGAUCCACGCUGUGGUUUUUGCUACCAGGAGAAUGGUUCUACCAUAUUCGAGUCCUCAUGUGAACUGGUUGAUUCAGCAAACACGGAGCAAGCGGCGAGUGGCAGGUGCUCCAAUGCUACCCAAGGAAACCCAGAUACAUUUUGGGCCUACAACUACUGUCCAACCCCCUAUUCCUGGAUAGUGUUGCUGGGUCUUAUUUUGUACUUGGCCUUCUUUGCUCCAGGGAUGGGGCCGAUGCCCUGGACAGUAAAUUCUGAGAUCUACCCGCUGUGGGCUCGAAGCACAGGCAAUGCCUGCUCUGCCGGUGUUAACUGGAUCUGCAAUGUCCUCGUAUCUCUGACAUUUCUCCAUGUAGCAGAGUACCUCACAUACUACGGAGCAUUCUUUCUGUAUGCAGGCCUGGCUGUGCUGGGCUUCUUCUUUAUACUGGGAUGCCUUCCAGAGACCAAGGGCCUUAUGUUGGAGGACAUGGAGACUCUGUUCAGCAGGAGACUCUGCACCUGUGGUGGCUCGGGUGGCGAAAGCGCACAUUACAUCAGGCCUCGUUUGGAACUAGGAAAACUGCAUUAUGGGUCACUGGAACCAGAGGAAGGAGUUGCUUACAUAUCACUACAGUAAAAUGCCCUUACACCUGGAUCUGCUUUUCAAGAACAACUAUUUAAGAUCAGCACAAAAGUUAACAAACUCUGUAAAGGGACUAGUAAAGGGACUGAUCCCUUAUUUCUGACUUUUUUCUUGAAUACAGCUCAAAG
Molecule: messenger RNA, 1979 nt
Organism: Trichomycterus rosablanca
Lineage: Eukaryota; Metazoa; Chordata; Actinopteri; Siluriformes; Trichomycteridae
Gene: slc2a13b
Product: solute carrier family 2 member 13b
Exons: 12
Coding region: 1-1845 (614 amino acids)
Biological process (GO): myo-inositol transport; transmembrane transport
Cellular component (GO): apical plasma membrane
Molecular function (GO): myo-inositol:proton symporter activity
Source: RefSeq, a predicted model, not a curated record